AUGGCUCCUGCGAAGCUCCUCUUCGCGAUCGUAAUCGCGCUCCAGGCCUCCGCGAUUUUCGCGCAGACCUGCUCGUGCGCCGACUGCGAGACGGUGGCUCCUCCAUGCUACGCCAGCAGGUGGUACACGUGGUGGAUCAAGGACGACUGCAGCUCGCAAACCCUCUGGAACAGCGUCAAGGCGUCAUCUGACAUUCGCAGCAGCGUCUUUGCAGUAUGGGGCCCAGGCACCCAGGGCGCCAGCUCCAGCUUCCAGAGCUACGUGCUCAUGGCAGCGGGCAACACCAGGAACCUGCAGUGCGUCAAGACUUAUCUUCUGGACUGGAUUAAGUGCAAGGCUGCUCCGACGGAUUCGGCGGUGCAGUUUUAUAACUCGGCGCUGGGCGUGGGUGUGAGCGGGAUCAAGGAUGUGAGGAGCAUGAACACGUUUGUGACGGCGGUGAUUAAGAAGAUUGGCCAGAGCGUGUUUAAUACCCUGGCUGGGAUGCUCAGGCAGCGCGGGCUGCAGGCGCAGGUGGUGAUGGCUGGCACAUGGUGCUAG
This is a messenger RNA of Closterium sp. Yama58-4, 540 nucleotides long. NCBI's taxonomy places the organism in Eukaryota, Viridiplantae, Streptophyta, Zygnematophyceae, Desmidiales, Closteriaceae. The record is from the annotation of a GenBank genome assembly.